This is a messenger RNA of Rhopilema esculentum, 3477 nucleotides long. RefSeq names its product valine--tRNA ligase. The record is from RefSeq and is a predicted model, not a curated record. Gene Ontology annotation, molecular function: ATP binding; valine-tRNA ligase activity; aminoacyl-tRNA deacylase activity. Lineage: Eukaryota; Metazoa; Cnidaria; Scyphozoa; Rhizostomeae; Rhizostomatidae. Gene Ontology annotation, cellular component: cytosol; cytoplasm. Gene Ontology annotation, biological process: valyl-tRNA aminoacylation.
CCAUAACGAGAGCGGUGUCAUCAGCAAGCUGGCACAGGGAUACAAUAGUCAAAAAGAUAUUGCAUGUGAUGUGGCCUAGAUUUGGGCAGUUCUGGAACCUUUGAGUUGGUCACUUUUAGAUUUAUGCUUUUGUGGAGGCCAGUAGUUUUUAGAAGUGUAAUAAUUCAAAAUAUAGUGCGGUCUCCCCUCGGAAAUAAGCAACCUGUUAGACUGCUGAGAACAGCAGUAAUCAAGAUGAGCACACCAGUGGUACCUCCACAAGAUGACAAACCAUCUCUGAAUACCCAAGCGACAGAAGGCACUCCGGUAAAAACAGCAAAACAGUUAAAGAACGAAGCAAAGAAACAGGCCAAACUAGAAAAGCUUGCAAAGAAGCAAGAGGCUCAACAAGCUCAGCAAGCUGAGGAAAAAAACAAGCCAAAGAAAGAGAAGAAAGGGAAAGAAGCAGCCAUAAAUGUAACUACAUAUGACAUUAAAACUGCGAAAGGAGAUAAGAAAGAUACAAAGUGCGAGCUCCCAGACAGUUAUAGCCCCCUCUAUGUGGAGUCAGCUUGGUACUCAUGGUGGGAAAAAGAGGGAUUCUUCAAGCCAGAGUACCAGGCUGGAGAAGAUUUAAAACCAAAUCCAAAAGGACAAUUUGUCAUUUGCAUUCCUCCACCAAAUGUCACUGGAAACCUUCACCUUGGACAUGCUUUGAUGUUGGCAAUUGAAGAUGCAAUAACUAGAUGGCAUCGAAUGCAUGGGAAAACAACUUUAUGGAACCCAGGUUGUGAUCAUGCUGGAAUUGCAACGCAGGUUGUUGUAGAGCGAAAGCUGAAACGUGAGCAAGGUAUAUCUCGUCAUGAUAUUGGAAGAGAAAAAUUUGUCGAAGAGGUUUGGAAAUGGAAAAACGAGAAAGGUGGAAGAAUUUACGAUCAGUUCAGGCGUAUGGGAGUUUCAGUAGACUGGGAUCGAGCUUGCUUCACCAUGGAUGAGAAAUUAUCAAGAGCUGUGAAAGAGACCUUUGUCCGCUUGCAUGAACAAGGGCUUAUUUAUCGUGCUAACCGACUUGUCAACUGGUCGUGUGCAUUGAACUCGGCCAUCUCCGAUAUCGAAGUCGACAAAACCGAAAUUACAGGCAAGACGCCUCUCAGUGUGCCUGGCUAUGACAAGAAAGUCGAAUUUGGUGUUUUGGUUCACUUUGCCUACCCGAUCGAAGGAACAGAUGAGAAGAUAAUUGUUGCAACAACACGGUUGGAAACGAUGCUUGGAGAUUCUGGAAUAGCUGUUCAUCCAAACGAUGAAAGAUACAAGCAUCUGAAUGGAAAGUUUGCGCUGCAUCCAUUUUGCAAUAGAAAGCUGAAGAUUGUUUUUGACGACGCCGUGGAUCCGGAAUUCGGCACUGGGGCUGUCAAGAUCACUCCAGCACACGACCAUAACGAUUUUGAUAUUGGAAAACGGCACGAUUUACCAUUCAUCCAAAUGAUGGAUGAGAAUGGCCUCAUUAAAGACGUCCAAGAUUUCAAGCCAGAAUAUCAGAGUUUUGUUAAUACCAAGCGCUUCCAUGCUCGGAAGACAGUCCAGAAGGCUUUGGACGAUCUUGGGCUUUACUUGAAAACCGAAGACAAUGCUAUGGUCAUACCAGUUUGCAGCCGGUCGAAAGACAUUGUUGAGCCUCUACUUAAACCUCAGUGGUACGUCGACUGCAGGGAGAUGGCUGCCAAUGCGGUGAAUGCUGUUCGAUCUGGAGAUUUGAAGAUUAUUCCAAACACACACGAAAAAACAUGGUUUGCAUGGAUGGAAAACUGCAGGGAUUGGUGUAUUUCAAGGCAGUUAUGGUGGGGUCAUCGCAUACCUGCUUAUUUUGUGUCUAUCGACGAUGAAAAAUGGAAGCAGGGAGAUGAUGCUGAUGACAAGUUCUGGGUUAGUGGCCGCAGUGAACAAGAGGCGCGCGAAAAGGCAGCAAAGAAGUUUGGUGUUGCCGAGGAAAAUAUUAAAUUAAAGCAAGAUGAGGAUGUACUAGACACCUGGUUUUCAUCAGCCAUCUUUCCGUUUUCUAUUUUCGGCUGGCCAGACCAGACAAAAGAUCUGAAGGCAUUUUAUCCAACAUCCCUGCUUGAAACUGGCCAUGAUAUUUUGUUCUUUUGGGUUGCAAGAAUGGUUAUGUUUGGCCAGAAGUUGUGCGGGGAGUUGCCUUUCAAAGAGAUCUAUUUACAUGCUAUGGUUCGUGACGCACAUGGGCGCAAGAUGAGUAAAUCUCUUGGAAAUAUUAUUGACCCAGUAGACGUGAUUACUGGCAUCAACUUAGAGAAUCUUCAUAAGCAGCUGCUCCAAUACAAUUUGGACCCAAAAGAAAUGGAAAAAGCAAAGAAAGGCCAGAAAGAAGAUUAUCCACAAGGUAUUCCAGAAUGUGGUACAGACGCACUGAGAUUUGCACUGUGUGCAUAUACCGGGCAAGGCAGAGAUGUUAAUUUAGACGUUUUAAGAGUUCAAGGGUACCGGCGAUUUUGCAACAAAAUAUGGAACGCAACAAAAUUUGCCUUGAAGAACCUUGGAGAGGAUUUCAAACCGCAAGGCCAGGAGACUCUCGGAAACGAAUCUUUGAUGGAUCAAUGGAUUCUUAGCAGACUCAGCUACGCUGUCGAUGCGUCGAAUGUCGGUUUUGAAACGUACGAUUUCGUUAAAACUACAACAGCAAUUUACAAUUUCUGGUUGUAUGAGCUUUGUGAUGUUUACCUGGAAGCUUUGAAGCCUGUUUUCAACGGCAGUGAUGCCUGUGCUACAAACGCAGCGAAAAAUGUCUUAUAUAUCUGUCUCAGCAAUGGUUUGCGGCUACUAAGUCCCUUUAUGCCAUUUAUCACAGAAGAAUUGUUUCAAAGGCUUCCAUUGGAAACUGGCACAUCCGCAUCAAGUAUCUGUACCACAGACUACCCACACAAGCAUCCAUGGCACAAUGAUGAUGUUGAAAAGAAAGUUGAAGUGAUGUUGGAGAUUGUGAAAACAAUGCGCUCUAUUAAGGAAGAGUACUUGACAACCAGAGCAAAAGCAGAUGUUUACCUGAGGCCUCAUUCAGAGGAUGUUACAAACAUAAUAAUUACAUUGAUGGAGACUGUAAAAACUCUGACAAAUUCAGCUGAUGUGCACAUCUUGAACAUGGGUGAUCCUAUACCAAAGGGAUGUGCUGUUGCUUUAGUUGGUGAAAAGUGUGAAGUUCACUUGCAUAUAAAGGGGCUGGUUGAUAUUGGAAAAGAAAUCUCUAAAUUAGAUAAUAAGUUAGAAAAGACAGAAGCCCAAUUGUCAAAAUUGAUGGAGGCCAUGAAGAUAGACGACUAUGAAAAGAAGGUCCCAGAUUCUGUAAGACAGCAGAACUGCGAAAAGGCAACACAGUUAACUACAGAGGUUGAGAAAAUCAAACAUGCAAUAGAGAAUCUAAAAGAGGCAGAUGCCUAAAUUUUAGUAUUGAAAUUAUUUUUGUUUCUAAUAAGAUAUGAAUGAAGA